Molecule: messenger RNA, 2002 nt
Organism: Mauremys reevesii (Reeves's turtle)
Lineage: Eukaryota; Metazoa; Chordata; Testudines; Geoemydidae
Gene: ROGDI
Product: rogdi atypical leucine zipper
Exons: 11
Coding region: 148-1008 (286 amino acids)
Cellular component (GO): RAVE complex
Source: RefSeq, a predicted model, not a curated record
GGGUCGGAGUUGGGCGGGGCCUGGGUGAGGACUAACCAAUCCCAAGGCUGGUGGUGCCGGAGCCUAGCCAAUCAGGAGUGAGUGGGGCGGGCACGAAGCGGAGCUGGCAGCCCGGGCUGUGCUGAGCAGGAGGUGGAGCGCUGAAGGAUGGCGGCCGCGAUGGCGAGCGCUGCGGAGCGGGCAGUGCUGGAAGAAGAGUUUAAAUGGCUUUUGCAAGAGGAGGUUCAUGGUGUCCUGAGACAGCUGCAGGAUAUUCUGAAGGAGGCUUCUCACAGAUUUGCUUUGCCUGUUGGUGGCACAGAAGGACCAGUCAAACAGGAGAAUUUUAUGCUGGGUACUUCAAGCGCAGACCAGGUGAAAGGAGCGUUGAUGCUGCAGGGAGAUGCUCUCUGCCAAGCUGAUAUUAACUUGAAAAUGCCCAGAAAUAACCAGCUCCUUCACUUCACAUUCCGCGAAGACAAGCAGUGGAAAUUGCAACAGAUCCAGGAUGCUAGGAACCACGUUAACCAAGCAAUUUACCUGCUCACAAACCGAGAUGUAAACUACCAGUUCAAAACCGGCUCUGAGGUCCUCAAGCUGAUGGAUGCAGUGAUGUUACAGCUGACACGAGCUCGGAACCGGCUCACUACUCCAGCCACCUUAACCCUACCAGAAAUUGCCUCCAGCGGCCUUACGAAAAUGUUUACCCCUGCUCUGCCCUCGGACAUCCUUGUGAAUUUUUACAUCAACCUAAAUAAGCUGUGUUUGACUGUCUACCAGCUCCAUGCACUGCAGCCCAAUUCCACCAAGAACUUCAGACCUACUGGAGGGUCUAUUCUGCAUAACCCUGGAGCCAUGUUUGAGUGUGGCAGCCAAAGAUACGAAGUCAGCCAUGUCCAUAAAGUGGAGUGUGUGGUACCUUGGCUAAAUGACGCCCUUGUCUUCUUCACGGUCUCUCUGCAGCUCUGCCAGCAGCUGAAGGACAAGAUCUCUGUGUUUUCCAGCUACUGGAACUACAGGCCGUACUAAUCCUUCCAGGAGAGUUUGACCCUACGUGACUCUGAAAACUACUGCCCUGCCCUCUUAGGAGGAAACCCCUGUGUACCAACCUGAGAGGAGUGCCAUGUCGCACUGGCCUGUGUUCUGCCAUACACCAGGGUCAGUGCUUUCCAGAGACAUCACUUGUAGGAGCUGCUUGUGCUUCAGACCUCAGGGUUCAACACAUGGCAGCACUAAGCAGGGCCCUUCGCAGUGCUGUGAUGUGGACCGUGAGCUUGCUCGUGUCUGCGUAGUCACAUGUAGAAUGUUACUUAUUUGCACUUUGCAAGCCCAUAAUAAGUUAUGUGGACCAUGUCCGAGGGGCUGGGGUGAGGGGAAGACCAUGGGCCAGUAAAGCUAAUGUAAUUUGCACAUACCAUGAGGAUUGCUGGACCAUGAGCAGGGCUGGGGAGGGACGGAGACAGACAAACACUAACUGGGGCAGGCUGAGUGCUUGUUAAUGUGCAGCACAUCACGGGUCAAGGGGAUGCUGUCUCAUGCGGUGACCUAGGAUGGUCUAGCAAGGUUUUUGAAUGGCCCCAAGACUCAUUCCUUCCUGUCUCAAACCCUCCCCAGCAUCUGUCCAGAUAUUUCUUGUAAUUCAGUUUGAGAUGUUCUUAUUUGCAGCUGUUACUUCCUUCUCCCUGGCACCAAUGUGACUGCGUGUUACUCCUUGUUUCUGAGCCCCAGGUGAGCCAGUCAUUUUUGUCUGUGUUAGAAUGUAGCUUCUGUUCACCAUUUGCACAUAAACCUCUCUCCCUAGCACAGGAAUGAGCGGAGCCUCUGUCCGCCAUCUGUGCCAGGUCUUCCAUUGUACAGUCUCGAUGGUCUACCACAGGAUGACACUAAACACAGAUCUGUGGACAAGACCACGUUGUUCCUGUGGAAGGAUGGUUAUUGUUACCUGCCUAACCUAUUGAUGCUACAGUAUAUGAAUCAUCCCCAUAACCAGUCAAUAUUUGUGAAAUAAAGUUCCUCAGACCAA